AUGAGUUCUACUGUCUAUGCCUAUGAAGACUCUGUUGAUGUCGCCAAAGCUUUAGCCAAACAUGUGUUGAAGAUUCAAGAUCAGUCAAUUGAUCAAUCGGGUAAAUUUAAAAUUGCGGUUUCAGGUGGAUCCCUUGGAAAAGUAUUGAAGAAAGCAUUGAUUGAUGAUAAAGAAUCAUUUUCUCAAGUUAAAUGGGAUAAAUGGGAAGUUUAUUUCAGUGAUGAGAGAUUGGUUCCAAUAGAUCAUGAAGAUUCAAAUUGUGGAUUAUUUAUUUCAUCAGUUAUUGAUCAUUUACCUUCAGAUGUCACUAAACCUAAAAUCAUAUCCAUCGAUGAAUCUUUACUUACUGGUAAAGACGGACAAGUGGAAGGAAGUGAUUUAGAAAAAGACUUGGCCAUUACCAAAGAUUAUGAAUCCAAAUUACCCGAAGAUAAACAGAUUGAUCUUAUAUUAUUAGGUUGUGGUCCUGAUGGUCAUACAUGUUCAUUAUUCCCUGAACAUGAAUUGUUAGAAGAAAAUUCAAAAUUAAUUGCUUUUAUCAAAGAUUCUCCAAAACCACCACCAAGAAGAAUCACUUUCACCUUCCCAUUAUUGAAAAAAGGAAAAUCAAUCGCUUUCGUUGCUGAAGGUGCUGGUAAAGCUCCAAUCUUGAAAGAGAUUUUUAACGACCCAACCAGUAAAUUACCUUCUAAGUUAGUCAAUGAGUUAGAGGUAGAAACCUGUUGGUUUGUUAAUAACGCAGCCGUCAAUGGUGUAGACGUUAUUGCUUCUAAGUAUUAG
Molecule: messenger RNA, 780 nt
Organism: Yamadazyma jaroonii
Lineage: Eukaryota; Fungi; Ascomycota; Pichiomycetes; Serinales; Debaryomycetaceae
Source: the annotation of a GenBank genome assembly